This is a messenger RNA of Opisthorchis viverrini, 258 nucleotides long. RefSeq lists its product as hypothetical. The record is from RefSeq and is a predicted model, not a curated record. NCBI's taxonomy places the organism in Eukaryota, Metazoa, Platyhelminthes, Trematoda, Opisthorchiida, Opisthorchiidae. Bases 1 to 258 code for a protein of 85 amino acids. The transcript is spliced from 2 exons.
AUGUACUUACGACACCUUUGUUCGUGGUACAUGACGUUUCUGCCAAGGCUGUUACUGGACUGGGACUUCCCAAAGUCACAGUCAAUGACUUGUGUUUGUUCACCAUUUAGGGCUCUCUAUGUACUUACGACACCUUUGUGCGUGGUACAUGACGUUGAGUGUUCAUUGUUGCGAUUGACUUUCACACCUGACCCAUGCCAGUCUGAUGAAGUGAAUCCCAAAGUAUGUAAAGAUUUUGGAAUGGGAACACGCGUCUAA